AAAGCAACGUGUUAGUGAAGAAGAAGAAGAACCGAACACAUGCAGCGUCCAUAGUGCUGCGUACUCAUUACGUUUAUGAAAUAAUAAGAAAAACAUCUCUCCAAAAUGACAGAGGGGGAAUCUACAGUGUCAAAGCCGGCUAAAAGCUUGCUUGCUCUCAAUCCAAGCGAAGAUGUUGAGUUCCAAAAGAAAGUCCAGCAAGUCAAAAAGCGACGGAAAACGCCAGCCGCAUUGGCUCCUGGGGUAAUCUACGUGGGACACAUUCCCAGGGGACUGUUUGAACCACAGAUCAGAUCUUAUUUCCAGCAGUUUGGGAAAAUCCUCAGAAUGCGGCUGUCGAGAAGUAAAAAGACAGGUGGAAGCAAAGGCUACGCAUACAUUGAGUUUGACUGCGAUGAAGUGGCCAAGAUUGUGGCUGAAACCAUGAACAACUACCUCAUGGGUGAAAGGCUGAUCCAGUGCCAAGUGGUGCCACCGGAGAAGGUGCAUGAGAAGUUGUUUGUGGGUUGCAAAAGGGUGUUCAAGAAGCCGUCCCUGCCGGCGGUUGGCCGCUACAACAAGAAGCACAGCGUCGAGGAGCUGGAGAAGACCAAGGCCAAGCUCCUUAGCAAGGAGGCCAAACUGCGGAAGAGACUCGCUGCCCAUGGCAUUGACUACGACUUCCCUGGAUUUGCAUCCCAGGUUCCAACGAAGAAGGCUACUGCCUCCGAGGAUGCAAACAUCUCUGUUUUAAGUGAUGAUGUCACCCCUGUGUGCACACCUUCCAUUUUGGAGAGGAGGAAGUCCAUGGCAGGACCUGAAGAGGUAGAUGACGAGAUCAUCAUCAGGCCCAUGCCAGACGUCUCAUUUGGAGAGGAUGAGGAGGACUCUGGACUCUCGGGAGAGGAGGAAGAGGAAGAGCAGGAGGGAGAUGUGUCCAUAGAGGAGAAGAAAGAGGAGGAAGCGUAAUCUCUGGUCGGAGGAAGCGUAAUCUCUGGUCAGAGGAAAGACUGCGGAGAUCUCUGAGCAGGCCUGAAUAAUCCACCUAAUCCUGUCAGAGACUUUUGUACAUAAAAUAUGACUUCCUCCAGCGAGGGAAGCGACCCUGGUGGUAGACGGCUGCCCCCCGGCUUACGAUGAGCGUCGAGCGCCAAGAGGGUCCCUGAUAUAUUGUUGCAGUUACUGGGGCCAUGGCGCUCCCCAGUGGUCGUGAAGGGGAGGUGUUCUUCCUUCCAGAACACUCUCGAGCUCUUCGCUCAGCCGCUCUUCCACGUCCCAGUUCGACAGCCCAAAAUGAGAAACAAAAUAAAUUAACUCUAGGCCAUUUUCAUGUAAUCAUUAGAGGAUUGGUUUCUCCCGUGUGGUCCUGGUUGUUGGCACUGUUACUUUCCACCUGACUGUUUGUGCUCCUCUGAGAUCAUGAACAUUUAACUGUAUGAAAAUAUAUAAUUUGCUCUUAUAUGAAGAGGUUUAUGUCCUUGGAAAUGUCACGUGUCUUUACAUUAAAGAGGGUAAAGAAAACCAAA
Molecule: messenger RNA, 1505 nt
Organism: Sardina pilchardus (European sardine)
Lineage: Eukaryota; Metazoa; Chordata; Actinopteri; Clupeiformes; Clupeidae
Product: MKI67 FHA domain-interacting nucleolar phosphoprotein-like
Exons: 6
Coding region: 106-948 (280 amino acids)
Biological process (GO): maturation of LSU-rRNA from tricistronic rRNA transcript (SSU-rRNA, 5.8S rRNA, LSU-rRNA)
Cellular component (GO): nucleolus
Molecular function (GO): RNA binding
Source: RefSeq, a predicted model, not a curated record